GAUUGGUUUGGAUUUUGUAUCGUUUUACAGCAUUACUUAUUUUAUUUCGUGUUUAUUACCAUUUGUUAUUAUGUUAUUAAGAGUUGUAUAACGUAUGUGUAGUUAUGUGCACUUGGUCGUCAGUUGGGGGAUGGAUGGCAGGGGCAGAAUUAUGAAAUCAGACACAAUUACCAGAACGAUAUAUCAUAAUUACUAUUGAUUUAGAUAUUGGGACUGUCAAGUGCUAUUGAAAUAUUUUAUGUACUUAUGUAUGCAUUGCAUAUCUAGAAGGGUUCAUUGCUAAGUAGGUUUGUUCAGAUUUAUAGUCUCAAUUUAAGGAAUUUACUAUUUAAACCUUUUCAAAAGAAAAAUACACAUAAUUUAGUUGUUUCUACUGGGAAACAAUUUUGGAAACAUUUGUCAAUACAAUACUUUAUAUUUACAAAUAAUUAAACAUUACUGCUGUACAUUUUCAAAAUUUCCAUGCAUAUAGAAACUUUUUUAAACUCCAGCUCCAUUUAAUAUUUUGCUGUACGGACACAAAAAACCAACGUAAAACUUUACAUCAUUUUUUACUACUGAUCAUUUAAAUUUAAUUUAAUCAUAACCAUAUGCAACUUUAAAAUUAAACUAAAAAACAUGACCCAAAUUUUGUUUUAAUUUCCAUACACAAAGUUUCAAAAAACCGUCGCAACUUGUCUCCAAGUUCUCAAUCGGUCCCCAACCCGUUGAGACGAGACAUUGAAAUACACAAAACGUGGGAAUUGAAAGGAAAAAAACCACAAUCACUCAGAUGCAAUUAAGAAAAAAAGUUUCCCCUCUGCGUCCUUGGUAUUUAUUUUGUGGUAGAUUUCAACCAAAUGUUCCACUACCGUCCGUUUUGACAUGUUCAUUAAAAAUGUGGACAAAUUUUCAAAAAUUGGGUUCUUCUGCCCUUAAAUUUGGAGGAAUUUGUGCAAAAUGGGGGAUCAUUCUGCAUUGCACGUUCGAAUAUGUGGGGGAUUUUGUCAUUUGUUCCGGGCCAAGUAUGGAGCCCAACAUUCGAAACCACGACAUCCUCUUCACGGAGCACAUAUCCCCAAAAAUGGGGACUUUAAACCGAGGUGACAUUAUAAUUGCAAGAUCACCAUCAAAUCCUUGUCAAUUCGUUUGCAAACGGGUGGUAGCCUUACCAGGGGACCAUUUACUUCAGACUGAUGGAAAUCUUAAACAUAUACCCAAAGGUCACAUUUGGAUCGAGGGAGAUAACUCACCAAAUUCAACCGACUCUCGGAUGUACGGCCCCAUCCCGAUCGGACUCGUGAGGGGACGAGCCAUUCUGAGGCUAUGGCCCUUGCUAGAUGCCAAAUUUCUCUUAACACCUAACCGAAUGUAGUCUAUAAAGUUUACAAUACAAUGUUGAAAUUUUAAAAAAGGAAGUGAUAUUAAUAAUAAUAAAGGCAAAAAAGGCAAUCAUAAUAGAUGA
Messenger RNA from Folsomia candida, 1444 nucleotides. Its product is annotated as mitochondrial inner membrane protease subunit 1. The record is from RefSeq and is a predicted model, not a curated record. NCBI's taxonomy places the organism in Eukaryota, Metazoa, Arthropoda, Collembola, Entomobryomorpha, Isotomidae. The coding region runs from base 773 to 1354 and encodes 193 amino acids. Gene Ontology annotation, molecular function: serine-type endopeptidase activity. Gene Ontology annotation, cellular component: mitochondrial inner membrane peptidase complex; membrane. The transcript is spliced from 5 exons.